Messenger RNA from Spirometra erinaceieuropaei, 6154 nucleotides. The record is from the annotation of a GenBank genome assembly. Lineage: Eukaryota; Metazoa; Platyhelminthes; Cestoda; Diphyllobothriidea; Diphyllobothriidae.
AUGGAUUCUCGUCGACAAGGGGGCAAAGUUCAGCGCUACAAGGAUACUCUGAAAACUUCCAUGAAGCACCUGCAGAUCAACCCGCCAAACUGGAAUGACCUCGUCAGAGACCGAUCGGCCUGGAGGAGGGCAGUGAAGACAGGAGCAGCCAUCUACGAAGCCACCCACAUAACCGCCGUCAAAGUCAAGCGCGAAGCUCAAAAAUCUCAACUGUCCGCACCUGGUACCGCUAACACUCAAGUGCUCCCAGCAUGCGAACGGAUUCACGAACAUUCCGAGCACCAAUCGGUCUUAUUGGACAUCUUCGAGACAACUGUAGCACCCGGACGACCCCUGUCUCGCCCCUUGUCAAUAAUCAACCCUAACAGUGCUCUCGAUCACCCGUUGCAGUCUUCCAGCACCUUCAUCGCCUCAUCCUCUGCUGCGAUGGCUCCUGCCCUCGUCACCAAUGAAAACAAUCCAGACGGUCAAAACCGAAUCUCACCACAGCCAACAUCGGUGAUGUGGACUCGGUCCAAACCUGUCCUCAUUGUGGCUGCAUAUUCACCACACACAUCGGCCUGGUCGGUUACUUGCGGAUCCGUGUUUGGAGCACGCGCAUACACUCGCUGCCCGCGUCUCAUAUCUCCACACAGUCCGAGCACAUGGGCGCAUGGGCCUAUCCAAGAAAGUGGAAUUAACAAGAAUGUCAAUAUAUUUAGUAUAUCUUGCACACCCAACAUUCCUAGUUCAAUAAACACUUCACCGUCCAGCACUCCCACCACCAGCCGCGCUACCACCAUCUCCACGGACUCUGACUCCCCCGACCUAUCUGCUCACACUAUCCUCGUACAUUCAUCUCUGACAUCGGCCUGGUCAGUCACCAGCGAAUUAACCGCACGGGGACUGGUAAACCAGUGCCCUCAGAACCAACCUACGCUCGCCCUAUCUACCUCCACUGUCCACACUGUCCUCGCACAUUCACUUACCGCAUGAGCCUAUUAGGCAACAUGCGCGUACACGAGAACCUGCUGUGGACCACUGUUGACUAUACCACAUCAUUACAACCCCCCCCCCCACCAGCACCUGCACCACAUAUCAACAUCACCCACCGCUACACAAUGCAAGCACUCAGUUGACACCUCGUAUGCAAGUGGGAAGUGUGCUUUUCGACGCCUUCUUUAUGUGGCUCCUCUGCUGCAUGUGUGAUCAGGGCCUGAGACGUUUACGAUGCGCCAAAGGUCGAGGCCUGGAAGGUUACUGACUGACGCCUCAGCUCAAUCCACACAGUCUACCCAUUCGUGUUAGUGUUUGUAUGGAAUGGCGGACUGGAGGGCUGAGGGUCAGGCUGCUACAGCUCCUUCUUAACGUGACCUUUCGCACUCUCAGGCAGGUGAGGUGCGUGUGUGUGUGUGUGAGUGUGUGGGUGUUGCCCUCCAAACGGGUCACGUGUUAGAUGCGCUGGACCAACACGCGGGCCACAUCGGACUCUGGCAGGCAUUAUCUGUGCGCUAUACCAAAUGCCAACAUGUGAGGGGUGCACUGGCGGACCAUGUUGUCGGCAUUCGUCGCACAACUGGACCACUGCCAACACCCCAUUGUUUUGUGGUGAAAAUCCUGGUCAUUUGUGUGUGGACCAGGGGGUGCGGAGUGGAGCGCCAAGGCGAGGAUCCGUCCGAGACAUCCACCUGCGGCCUCCCCCGUCUCUGGUCUUCUUGACUUGAUCUUGACACCGGGCUCAGGCGGGGGAGGAGGAGAGAGUGUAGGUAGAUGCUACGCAAGUCUACUGGCACUAUAAACCCCCGCGCAAGUCACCGUCUUUGCUCCACAAUGCAGUCUGUGGGGCACACGGUGGACAUCAUCGAAAUCGAUGGUCGAACUGUCGUCGUCGUCGUCGGGUGUGUAUUUUAUGAGUGGUGCCUCUCAGUCGACGUCUGCCUGGUUACACGACCUUUGAAGGGUGACGGUCCAGGCCAAUGCAGUGCUGCGUCUCGCCCUUGUGAGACCUUUGUGAGGAUUGUAUGCGUCUACUAUGCUAUGAUUCAGCAUGCUAUGACCUUCGCAUACUGGUGUACGCAGGCUGUUCUCUGGCUCCCGUUUCCCUGCUGGUAGAAGCACUUUCGCCAACAAUAGUCAUUCCAGUUUCGUUGCCUUUAUUUGAAAACAUUCAGGCCAUUCCAGGGCUUGCUCCCAGAUCCUUCCCAGAAAGCGGUUUAGUAUGGUACUCAGUCCAUUUGAAGUUGUCUGCGUUAUAAGCAUCCUGGUCUGCCAAAAGGACCUCAGGGAUUGUAUGCGUCUUCAAUGCCAUGAUUCAGCAUACUAUGGCCUUCGCAGCCUAGUGUACACUGGAGGUUCUCCGGCCCCGGUUGCCUGCUGGUAGAAGCACAUAUUUACUGGACUUGUGCGUUGUUGCCCAGCCAUUCUUCUCUUUCUGACCCGUUGUGGUGUUGCCUCAAUCCUGGUCAGGUGGUUUAUAUGGAACUAGUUUGCCCGGCCACGUGUUACUGUGACCCAGGUAAAUUCGAAAUUUCUGUUGGAUAAUCAACCUGCCUCGUCUGUUUCCACAACAGUGUCGACGGACGUGUAUGUGACUGCCUCGCGUUGAACCUUAGACAGAAUAAUAUGGUUAGAAUGGUACACGUGUUUGUUCUUGGCCGCAAUCGGUGCUGAUUUUUGAAAGUGGUCGGAAUAGUGUGAAACACCUUUUCAACCAAUUCCUGUUUUGAGGACAGUAAUUUGCCGAAGCUAGGACGUAGGGAAAUCCUUCCCGAAGUCGGAUCAGCCGGCACCGCUGCACACCAAAUUGCCAGCAAUUAGUGUUGGAAUAUCUCAGCUGAUCGGGGGUUCCGCAGCCGGACACGCAUAUUUGUAGUUAAUUUUACCGUCUGGAUUUGGCGUCGCAAAGAAGAGUAUUUCAGGCAGGCAUUUAUUUCGUCCGUCGUUGCCGAUGGAGGAAUUACAGGCAGUGUUUGCUUGAAGUCUCCUGCAAGCAGUAACAGUAAUGUCUCCAAAUGGUCGCCUGAUUCCGCGCAAAUCCUGCAGUGUUCGAUCGAGGGCCUCGAACGCUUUUUUGUUCACGGCAAAAAUCCACACCUAACGAAACAGAAUCAGAUCGGUUUGGUGAGGACAUUCCCGGUUGAUAAGGAACUUUUUUCGCGAUUUCUUACGUACAUAUCCCCAAUCAUUAUUAACGUCUCGCUGUAGAUUCCUGCUGUGAAAUUCGCAUUUGGAAUUUUCCUUACGUAGUCAACGGAAGAUAUCUGUUGGAGAUGAAGUAGAGCAGGCGGCUAGUAUGAUUGCAAUCAGUGAACGGAUUCGAUGUGGAUGGGACGUGUUGCACGCAACACUAAUGCAUACAUCCCAUUGUCAGUAGUUUUCCAAUAAAUUGCGAGCCUGGAAUGCUCUACGGAAAAUGGCGUGCGUAACGCCAUCGACAGAUUUCAAAUGCUGGAAAGACGUUGAACCGGACACAUUCACCAACACCGGCAAUCUCAGGCAUGUGAGGCGUGUGUGUGUGUGUGAGCGCCCUCCAAACGGGCCACGUGUUAGAUGCGCUGGACCAACACGGGGGCCACAUCGGACUCUGGCAGGCAUUAUCUGUGCGCAAUAACAAAUGCCAACACUUCCGGGGUGCGCUGGCGGACCCUGUUGUCGGCAUUCGUCGCACAACUGGACCACUGCCACCACCCCAUAGUUUUGUGGUUAAAAUCCUGGUCAUUUGUGUGUGGACCAGGGGGUGCGGAGUGGAGCGCCAAGGCGAGGAUCCGUCCGAGCCAUCCACCUGCGGCCUCCCCCGUCUCUGGUCUUCUUGACUUGAUCUUGACACCGGGCUCAGGCGGGGGAGGAGGAGAGAGUGUAGGUAGAUGCUACGCAAGUCUACUGGCACUAUAAACCCCUGCGCAAGUCACCGUCCCUGCUCCCACCUCUGCGGCAGCUGUGGGGCACACGGUGGACAUCAUCGAAAUCGAUGGUCGAACUGUCGUGUGUGUGUGUGUGGGGUGUAGGGGUGUCCAGCGGUGGGUUCACGUGAUGGUCGUAGUGGUCGCUCACUUGCUUGCAGGUGAGACUACGCCUAGCGUCCAUUUGCUGGCACCCAACUCUCACCUGUGGCUCCACGUAGCUGGGCUCUGCGCAGCGGCCACACUCCGGGCAACCGUCUCGACCGACGGGCUAAACCAGGUGAGAGCGCUGUGCGCUUGUGCCGCGUGCACAAUGUACAGCGGACUCCGUUGGACGGAUGGUCGGAUGAAACAUUGCGCCGGCAUCGUCGAGACGAGGCUCUGCCUGGUACGCCGUUGGAUAACUGCUGCCGGGACUGGUGUCUGCAUCGCCUUCGCUGAGACGCGCCCACCCUCGCCAACGGAGACCGCGCACUCACGGCAUAUGCGGUCGUUCUCCACUACGAACAUAAAAGUCGUGGCCCCAUAGUGGGAUUCGGUCGCGCCAACCAGGCACAUGGGCAGCCCGAUUCAGGGACGGCACUGCCUGUCCCCACGAGGGGAAGGGCCUAGAAAAGGUGACCCAAAAAAUGCUGGGCACGACGCAGUCUGCAGGCUAGCCAAGGCCGCAGAUGUCAUCGACACGGUCGAAACAAUCAAAAUCGAAACAACAACAAUACCAAUAACAACAACAACAACCAUAUUCAUUCUCCUCAUCCUACCUCUUCUACCUCUUCCUCUGCCUAUUCUUCUCCUUCGUCACCUUCCUCUCCAUCUCCUUCCCGUCGCCCCACUCGUUGUCACCAGACUGACAGGGUGAGUCCGCUCACUCUGUCAGCCUGGAAUGUUCGUUCCCUUUUAGACAAUCCAAGGAGCAGCCGACCGAAACGGAGGACGGUGCUAGUGGCACGAGAACUGGCGCGCUACAAGGUGGACAUCCCCGCACUCAGCGAGACCCGAUUCUCCGAACAAGGCCAACUGGAGGAGGUGGGUGCCGGUUACACCUUCUUCUGGAGCGGUCGACCCAAGGCAGAGCGACGAGACACGGGUGUCGCCUUCGCCAUCCGGAACAACAUCGUGGGACGACUGCCCUGUCUGCCGCAGGGAAUCAACGAUCGCCUGAUGAGCCUCCGUCUGCCUCUCCGGCGGGGGUGGGGCAAAUUCGCCACCAUCAUCAGCGCCUACGCUCCGCCGAUGAGCUGCCCCGACGCCGCCGCAAGAGACAAAUUCUACGAGGAUCUGCACGCCCUCUUGGCGACUGUGUCGAAGGCGGACAAGUUGAUCGUCCUUGGCGGGACGUGCUAGUGACGAAGGCGAUCGCGGGUGCUGACGGGUGGACCGACUAUCGCCUCGUCAUCUCGAAGAUGCGUAUUCGCCUACAGCCUCGCAGAAGACCACAAGGUAAGCGACCCCCAGGUAAGCUGAAUGUUGCCUUGUUGUCUUUGCCCGCUCACCAUCUUCAUUUCAGCAAUGAGCUAGCUCAAAGGCUAGACAACCUUCCCAUCGCCGAUGCCGCCGCUGCCGAGAACGCCUCCGUGGAGAACCGCUGGUGUCAACUGCGAGACACGGUCCAGUCGACGGCGCUCGCCGUCCUCGGUCGCGCUCCCCGUCAACACCAGGACUGGUUCGACGACAACGACGCCGCCAUCAGAAAUCUGCUUGCUGAGAAGAACCGCCUACAUAAAGCCUACGUAGAUCACCCCACUGAAGAGAACAAAGUUGACUUCUACCGCAGUCGCCGACAGCUUCUGCAACGACUGCGCGAGAUGCAGGACGCCUGGACUGCUCGCAAAGCUGAGGAGAUCCAAGGGUACGCGGACCGCAACGAAUGGAAGAACUUCUUCUCUGCGAUCAAAACUGUCUACGGUCCGCCGACGAAGGGCACUGCUCCUCUCCUCAGCGCCGACGGCAGCACUGUCCUGACUGAGAAGACGCAAAUACUUCAGCGAUGGGCCGAGCAUUUCCGAGGCGUCCUCAACCGCCCUUCCGCCAUCUCCGACGCGGCCAUCGAGCGUUUGCCGCAAGUGGAGACAAACGCGGACCUCGACCUCCCGCCAUCUCUCCAGGAAACCAUCAGGGCCGUGCAGCAGCUCUCCAGCCGGAAAGCACCCGGAUCGGACGCAAUCGCUGCUGAUCUUUGCCGCCCGUCAACUUCAGGAGAAGUGUCAGGAGAUGCGGACCCACCUGUACUCUACCUUCGUGGACCUGACGAAAGCCUUCGACACGGUGAAUCGUGA